Anopheles nili is the source of this 1136-nucleotide messenger RNA. Its product is annotated as nuclear speckle splicing regulatory protein 1. Lineage: Eukaryota; Metazoa; Arthropoda; Insecta; Diptera; Culicidae. Bases 1 to 1113 code for a protein of 370 amino acids. The record is from RefSeq and is a predicted model, not a curated record. The transcript is spliced from 2 exons. Gene Ontology annotation, biological process: regulation of alternative mRNA splicing, via spliceosome.
AUGUCGAAAAAGUAUGGUUUGAUUGAACGGAAUGCUGAAGCCGGCCCGGUCAAAAAGCAUGCUGCUUUUGCAAGUGAUUCGGAAUCGGAUGACGGCGGAACGAGCCGGGUGAAGAUAGAGCUAGGGGCCAACCAGAAACGACAGGCGCAAGCCAUGCAGCAGAAGGCCAUGGAGGAAGAUCCGACUAUAUUUCAGUACGACGAACUGUACGAUGACAUGGUGGAGAAGAGGGAAAAGACAGUUGGCCAGGGGAAGGAACAGGCCGUCGAACGGAAGCCCAAGUACAUCGGCAAGCUAAUGGAAACAGCCGAGCGGCGUAAGAAGGAACAAGAACGGCGCAUCGAGCGGCAGGUGCAGAAGGAGCGCGAAGCGGAGGGUGAAAAGUUCAAGGACAAGGAAUCCUUCGUUACGUCGGCCUACCGUGCCAAGCUGGAGGAGAUGAAAAAACUGGAAGAGCAAGAGAAGCGUGAGGAGUACCUCGAGUCGAUCGGUGACGUGACGAAACAAUCCGAUUUGGGUGGCUUUUACCGGCACCUAUAUGAGCAAAAGACCAAAAAUGAACAAACCGAUGCCAACGGCAAGGAAGCAACACCAGCUGUCCCAGGUGAAGGCGGAUCUCACGACGAUGCACAGGCGCAUGAGGAAUACAAGAAGCCAGAGAAAGAAGAAAAAGCUGCAGACCGUGCGAAACCUCCCCAGCGGGAGCGAAAGUACCGCAAGCGGAAGUCAGACGAUGAAAACGAGGCGGACGAGCAUGAGGCACCGACCGAGCGGACACAUCUGCAGUCCAAUUUGGAUGCGGACUCGGAUUUCAGUAUUGACUCGGACAGCAGCGAGGAAGAAUCUGACAGCAAGGAGGAACCUGUCGCCGACAUUAAGAAAGAGAGCGAAGAGCCCACAAACCAAGAAACAAACGGUCAUGCGACGAAUGGCGCUGCUUCGAAAGAGGAGGGCGCAAAUGAGGAUGCCACAGAACCACCGAAUGAGGAACCGGUUGCCAAAAAGCCAAAACCGCCACCGGUUGACAUCUGGAAGAAGCGAACCGUCGGGGACGUAUUCGAGGCCGCCCGGCAGCGUUACUUCGAAAGGCGCCAGAUGCAGGAAACUUGCUAGUAAACGGAUCAUGGCAAAUACAU